UUGAUUGACUGGCUGGCUGCAUUUAGUGGCGGAGCGGUGUGUGCGCGGAGCCCUCGGAUUGUGUGACGAGGCUGGGAGUUCAAGUCUCUUCAACGCAGACAAUUUAGACAAAAUACCAACUGUGGUGAUGGCUGUAUGAAACCUGCAUCGAAAGAGUGCCUACGCGCGUGUGAUAAAUAUCAGCAUCUUAAAAAAAAGGGAACUGGAUUUAUAUGUCUAGAGCCUAGAUUUAUUUAACAUUUAAAUCAUAAUAACAAUGCCUGCAAUGUUAGAAGUGUCCGGGAAAAGAAGAGGACGGAACAGCGCAUCUAAUAGCAAUGCUAAAAGUUUCGCGGCGAAUGGGAACAGCAGUAACUCGUGGGAGGAAGGGAGCUGCGGAUCCUGCUCCAGCGAUGAGGAGCACGGUGGCGGAGGAAUGCGAGUCGGAGCGCAGUACCAAGCAGUGGUCCCAGAUUACGACGCCGAAGUUGCAAAGAGCUGCCAGGAGAGGGAGAACUUGGGCAUGCUGGUGUGGUCUCCGAAUCGGACCGUCUCGGAAGCGAAGCUGGAUGAAUAUAUUGUGAUUGCCAAAGAGAAGCAUGGCUACAACAUGGAGCAGGCCCUGGGAAUGCUCUUCUGGCACAAGCACAACAUUGAGAAGUCCCUGGCCGACCUGCCCAACUUCACCCCCUUCCCGGACGAGUGGACCGUGGAGGACAAGGUGCUGUUCGAGCAGGGCUUCAGCUUUCACGGGAAGACCUUUCACAGGAUCCAGCAGAUGCUGCCUGAUAAAUCCAUCGCCAGUCUUGUCAAAUUCUACUACUCCUGGAAAAAGACCCGGACCAAGACCAGCGUGAUGGACCGCCACGCUCGCAAACAGAAACGGGACCGCGAAGAGAGUGAAGAAGAAAUGGAAGAAAACGUGAAUAACUCGAGUGAUGCUGUGAUUGAUGCAAACAAGGAAAACAAAACAGAGGUAGUCUUUAAGGAUCAGUGUUCAAGCCACAUGAUCAGAUCCCUGCACUUGAAAUGCUUAUUUUCAGCUGCCAGCAAGAGCGCUACUGGUCAGGAAAAGCAGGAAACCAAGCCAGUGGUCAUUAAUAAGGUAUUGAAGCAGGGUGCCACGGCUGAGAAGACUGCCCAUGUGAAGAAGGAGCCCCAGACGACCCCAGGCAAGCACCAGCACAGAGCCAAGAAGAAGCCCCCGAAAGGGAUGCACCUCUGCCAGGCUGACGUCCAGGCCAUGUCUGCCAGCUCCACGUCUGCUGUGAAUGUGCUCCGGCAGCUGGACAUGGAGCUGGUUUCAAUAAAGCGACAGAUCCAGAGUAUUAAACAGACGAACAGUGUUCUUAAAGAGAAGCUGGAGGAUGGACUGGAUAAGUGCAGACUGCCCGAGUUCUCCUCUCUCUUUCAGGUUACUCAGAAGUUCAACGCUCGUUGGACAACCGAGGAGCAGCUUCUGGCAGUGCAGGCAAUUCGAAAGUAUGGCCGUGACUUCCAGGCCAUAUCGGACGUGAUUGGUAACAAGUCUGUGGUGCAGGUGAAGAACUUCUUUGUGAAUUACCGGCGGCGCUUCAACCUGGACGAGGUGCUGCAGGAGUGGGAGGCGGAGCACGGAGACAAGCAGAGCAGCAAGAGGGAGCCCUCCCCCGACCGCACCGGAGCCAAGAUACCAGAGGAGGAGGAGGAGGAGGACGAGGAGGAGGACGAGGAGGAGGAGGUUUCACCCGUUCUUGAUGUCAGAGACCCAUCCGCAUCAUGAAGUCAAUGAAGGGGGUGUUAAUAGAAGCAAUUCUGAACAUCUUGUUUUUUCAACUGCUGUAUGAAUCUAGGCAGUCUCAGUACAGUAGCACCAAAUCUACCCAGCCAGCCGUCUCCACAGGACAUGAAGCUGUCACCAAAAAACAAAAAGCAACACAGAAAGGGCAGCGCCCUCCCCAUCACACCCCUGCCUCGCUCUGCUUCACUUGUCAGGACUGCUUUCACUUUCCUGCUGAAAGCCCUGAGGAGCCGUCGUAGUGGCUGCUUCCCUACACACACCCGGGGAAUCCUUGUACUUGCACAGCCUCGACUGGACCCAAAUGGAGAAGGGACCACGUACUUAACUGUGCUUUCCAGAGCAAUCGCUGACACACGAGGGGCCAGCUAGGGCUGAGGCGGGGCCCCUCAUUGCAGGCUAAAGGAAAACAUGGUAAAGCCCCAGGGCCUUGGCAUUUUAUUGUAAGUAACCCACAGGUGCAGUCUGAACGGGCCGGGUGCUCUUACUGCUUUAGCAGUGAAACUCAUCCGAACGGGACGGGUGCUGUUACUGCUUUAGCAGUGAAACUCAUCCGAACGGGACGGGUGCUAUUACUGCUUUAGCAGUGAAACUCAUCCGAACGGGACGGGUGCUCUUACUGCUUUAGCAGUGAAACUCAUCCGAACAGGACGGGUGCUAUUACUGCUUUAGCAGUGAAACUCAUCCGAACGGGACGGGUGCUCUUACUGCUUUAGCAGUGAAACUCGUGCAGUGGUGGCAGUACAACAGCAUGGCUCUGGAUCUGAGAGUAGUUUGUUUAGAUCGCAUAUACUUUUAUUAUGACAUUUAUAUUUAGUUUUCAGAGAUAGAAGUAUCCAAUCAUGGGUGUGCAUGAGGCUGUUCCUGGAACCCAAUCCAAUCCCAGGGCUUCUCACUCGUUAGGCAAUGUAGCCACACUUAAUUUAUAACAAAUUAAAGUACAGCAGCUGACACAACACUGUAAAAUUGAGCAGGUCUUUAUGUAGCCCCUGUAUCUAUCUAUCCUCUGUGUGUGUGUAAGCCUCGUGUAAUAUUGGUGGUGGAGGUCUUUUCAUAGUCCUGGAGCAUGUUGUACUGUCCUGCUGUACCUUCUAGCAACUCUGAGGUGUGUGUGUGUGAGGGGUUUACAGCAAUGGACAAAAGUUUUGUAUUGCCUACAAUUUUAGGGUUGAGACAUAAUUAAAAAAUAACUGUGAACACAAUUUAGAUCUUUUAUUUAACAUCAUGUAAUCAAGGAAACUACAAAGUGAUAUUGCAAAAGUCUACCGGAAGCCAUAAGAGUAGUACAGUGUUUCAUGUUGGAUUUCGAAAUGUUUUCCAUUUUUGUCAAUUAAAAUAUAUGGGAACACUACAAAGUGGUGUGUAAUUCACUAUGUUACCGUCCCAUCAUUCAGCAGGCUUCAUUCCACCUUGUGAAGCAGAAUGUGUUCAUUCUAUAGGGGGGUGAUGCUAGACUUUUGUCCCGAGCUGUAUAAUCGCACUCCUGCCUCGGUCUCGCAGCUGACACUCAGUUGCUCACAGUCUCCUCUUGUUCCUUUUUUAAAUUGUGCGUGUACGUGUGCGUGUACGUGUGCGUGUGCGUGUGCGUGUGCGUGUGCGUGUGCGUGUGAUCAUUUUUAAUCUGCUCCGUUCCAUGCUGGUUCCACUCCGCAUACAGACUGCUCCUUGUUCUGGCAGAACUCUGGCUAUCACUGGAACAGUAAUGACACGAUUCCAUUUUAUUUUAGGUCUGUUUUAUUAAAUAAUGUGAAUGCUAUAAUUGUAUAAUGUUGGAAAGGGGGAUUGUUUGUUUUUUCAGGCAUUCUGUAAUUUAUUGUGUGCAUAAAUAUAUGAUGGUGUAAUCAAAACCUAGUUCAAAGUAUACCUUUUUCUAGUCCAAUUGAAUUGGGGGUGGGGGGGGGGGCUACUUGGUAGCCUCUUAAUGUGUUUUUAUACUUUUUCAUUGAAAUCUCAAUUGUGUGUACAGUGGCUUCAGUUUCAGCUCUUCAUUGUUACUUGAAAGUUGGCAUUAAAUGUUCUGAAACCUG
Messenger RNA from Acipenser ruthenus (sterlet), 3783 nucleotides. RefSeq names its product REST corepressor 1-like. The coding region runs from base 257 to 1741 and encodes 494 amino acids. Gene Ontology annotation, molecular function: transcription corepressor activity. Lineage: Eukaryota; Metazoa; Chordata; Actinopteri; Acipenseriformes; Acipenseridae. Gene Ontology annotation, cellular component: histone deacetylase complex; transcription regulator complex. Gene Ontology annotation, biological process: negative regulation of DNA-templated transcription; regulation of transcription by RNA polymerase II. The record is from RefSeq and is a predicted model, not a curated record. The transcript has 13 exons.